AUGAGUAGUGAUUCUGAGCCAGAAGAGUUGCUUAUGGCGACCCGUUCUCGAAGAGCAAAUGCUGGUAAUAAAAUGCAAAAGCUACUUCAGCAAGAACUUGAGGAUGUUCAGAAGCAGACGAGUAUGCUUGGGGAUGAUGAAAUUAAUCUUUUGUUCCAAGAAGACGAAGAAGAUGAAGAAUUCACCUUCGAAUCGAAAAAAAGGUUGGAGGACGAAGAUAUGUUCAGUGAUUCAGGGGACGAAUUAUCGGAGGCCAGUGACGCAGAUGAAGGAGAGAAAGAGCUUCAAAAGCAAGAGCGUCAGAAGCGUAAGCUGAUACAAAAGAAGAAGAGUAGGGUACCUGUAAUCAAGAGACCCAAAAAGGCACCAGUAGAUAAAAUUUCAAAAUCUACCAUAGAUGAGAUUAACGCUGAAAGUCUUUUGACCGAAUCGCGUAGAACAUCUAAAAGAAGUGCUGUAGUGGCCAAUAAGUUAAAGGUAUACGAGAACUUAACACAGGCAGAGAAACGUCGUAAAAUUAUUCAGGAAAAACUACGUAAACAAAGAGAGAAGCAAAGUCUCAAACCAUUAACGCAGGAGGAACGGUUGAAAGUUGCUGAGGAAACGGAGCGGAUCAAUGUUUCCUCUUUGAACAAAUAUAAAGAACAAGAACUAAGCAAGAAGCAGACGAGGUUGGCUAUGCAGUUACGGGAAAAAAUGAAAUUUAAGGAUGGGGAACAUAUCAUUAGAUGGCUUUCCACACAAUGGGAAGUUUCUCCCUUAGUGGAGCUUGAGGACAGAGCAUAUUGGGAACUGUAUACUUCUAAAAGAGAUAAAACCAAAAAGAAGUAUGUUCGAAGAAGGAAAGCUCAGAUUGAAGAAGACAAUUUGAGAGAGGAAAAUAAGGCAAAUACGGCGAACGAAAAUGAAAAGGAGUCAUCGGUUGAUGUUAUUAAUAAGUCAGAAACUAUACCAAACGCCGAAAAUGAAUUAACGGCAUCUUCUGAAAAUUCCUCUCGGGAAGACUCAUCUUGCCCUCCAAUCGUUAUGUCUACACCAGAACGUGAAAAUGAAAUACAAGAAGAAACUUCUGCGAAAGUUGACGUUGAAAACAACACUGUCACAACCGACACGCCAACUUUAGACAAAUCACUGAAAGAAGCAUCUUCUACAGAAUCCCCCACGGCUGCGUUAUCAGUAGAGACUAUUGAAAGCGUGGAAAGGACCCAAUUUGGAUCACAAGAAGAUGAUUGCAAACAAAUAUGCACUGAAUCUCCAACAUUAUCCUCAGCGGAAUCCAGGUCAAAUGAUAAGAUAGUUUUGAAAGAAGCAGCCGAUAUUUCUAAUCAAAAUAUUGAAACUGUUAAGCAUAUUACCUUCGCCGAAACAGAUCAAAUUUCUCUUAUUAACUCCGAAGAUCCUCCUAUUUUUGUGCAAUCCUCGAUGGAGGCAACAGAUCUAGUUGAAUCAGGCGAGCUCGGUGAAAAAGUUGAAGUAAAGGAAGAUAGUGAAGAAAAAGUUGAUGAUGUUUUAGAAGAACUGGAACCCACAUACGAAGGCCCCGUGCAAAGGGUUGGGAAAAAUUUCGUCAUUUUAUAUACCUUCCCUGACCACCCCAUUGCCACCCAAAAUUCUGAGGUACGGAAAAUUAUUCUUGGUAAAAACUGGGUACUUCCUUCAAAGGCAAGACCUGAUGAACUUGAAACUUUGAUGAAGAUUACCAGCUCUGAAGAACAGGAACCGCUUCAAUCGAUUCUAAUUCCAGAUAUGUCAAUUUUGGAUAAAUUCCCACGUUUUGGUGAAUUCAAUAAGAAGACUCUAAGAACUGUAACAAUCGACACAACAAAGAAGGAUAAAAUUGAAAUUAGGACUGAAGCACCGACUGGUGUGUUUUUACCGAACGGGAUUCGUAAAAACUGCCUUAUUACUAAUAGAGAGUGUAAAUAUUUUGAUCCAAAGAACGGUGUACCGUAUUCUGACGUUGAGGCAAUUAAGACCAUCCAGCUGUUACAGGAAUACUAUGACGACAAUGGUGAACCCAUUGAACCGAAAUUCAAAUGGUACGGUUUCGGUAGAGGAGGUAUUUAUCUUGAUGUCCACCAAAAGCCAGCUAGUGGUGUACCAGAAGGAUUUGUUUAA
Kluyveromyces lactis is the source of this 2118-nucleotide messenger RNA. RefSeq names its product Vps72p (gene VPS72). The coding region runs from base 1 to 2118 and encodes 705 amino acids. The record is from RefSeq and is a predicted model, not a curated record. Lineage: Eukaryota; Fungi; Ascomycota; Saccharomycetes; Saccharomycetales; Saccharomycetaceae. The transcript has a single exon. Gene Ontology annotation, biological process: regulation of DNA-templated transcription; chromatin remodeling. Gene Ontology annotation, molecular function: ATP-dependent H2AZ histone chaperone activity. Gene Ontology annotation, cellular component: nucleus.